This is a messenger RNA of Macroventuria anomochaeta, 1362 nucleotides long. RefSeq names its product glycoside hydrolase family 76 protein. NCBI's taxonomy places the organism in Eukaryota, Fungi, Ascomycota, Dothideomycetes, Pleosporales, Didymellaceae. The transcript is spliced from 2 exons. Gene Ontology annotation, biological process: carbohydrate metabolic process. The record is from RefSeq and is a predicted model, not a curated record. The coding region runs from base 1 to 1362 and encodes 453 amino acids.
AUGUAUCCGUCAGCCUUCUUACAGUCGCUACUACUUCUGAGCGUACCCUACAUCCCUAACGCAUUCGCACAAAGCCUCUACGACUCAGUCACCGAUCCCACAAAGCGUGCCGAGUUCGCCCUCUCGACAUUGCAGAUUUGGUACAAUGCAGGCACAGGCCUAUGGGACACAGCAGGGUGGUGGAAUAGCGCCAAUGUCAUGACCAUGAUUGCAAACCUCGCACAGAGCGACCCAAACAAUGCGCAACUGCAGAACCUCGCAACGAGAGUGUUUGCGAACACACUUUUACAGGCGCCUGCGAAGAACCCACAGCCCGGUGUUGAGAACGAGGCAAAAAGGAGGCGAGAUGUUGAUCCAGGCAAUGGCACCUUCACACUGUUACUCAACGACACUGGCACGGAAUCUGGAUACUCGAAGAGUCUCAACCCGGGAGGUAUUCACGAACCAAUCACAACAUUUCCCACCGAUUGGGACGCCGAUGAUGGCCAGUACGUCGACAUACAAAGCCUACCUAGCUUCGCCUCAGAAUCGAAGGACGCGGCUACCCAAGCCGCACUCGCCACAUCCCCAAAUCCCGAAGACUGGCUUGACGGCUUCUACGAUGACGAUCUUUGGUGGGCACUAGCCUGGGUUGGCGCUUACGACGUGACACAGAACAUUGAAUACCUCCAGCUGGCGGAAGGCAUAUUCGGUGAAGUCACCAAAGCCUGGCCAACGCGCUGUGGCAAUGGCGGCAUCUUCUGGUCCUGGAAGAAAGAUUACAUGAACGCCAUCGCUAAUGAGCUGUUCCUGUCGACCGCAGCACACCUGGCAAACCGGGCUGAGAACAAGGAUACCUAUAUCGAAUGGGCGGAGUUAACGCUGAAGUGGUUCUUGAACAGUGGAAUGAUCAACGAGCAAGGCACCAUAAACGACGGUUUGACAGAGGGCUGCGAGAACAACGGUUACGCAACGUGGUCCUACAAUCAAGGCGUAAUCCUCGGUGGCCUCGUCGAGCUCAAUAAAGCCGCUCCAAACGAGACAUACCUUCCUCUCGCCGCGAAGAUCGCCAAAGCCGCCAUCACUGAGCUCUCAGACGACAAUGGCGUCAUUCACGAUGGCUGUGAGCCCGGGUGCGGCGGCGAUGGAAACCAGUUCAAGGGCAUCUUCAUGCGAAACCUGCAGCUUCUGCAUCAAGUAGCGCCGGAUGAUGUGUUUGCUGAUUCGAUUCGUACAAAUGCUGACAAUAUUUGGAUGAACAAUCGGGAUGAGGAGCAGGGGAAUACUUUGAGUGUGGUUUGGUCAGGGCCGUUUGUUAGUCCGGCAAAUGCGAGUACGCACUCGAGUGCGAUGGAUGCGCUUGUUGCUGCCAUCUCUUUGUGA